UCCUACAGGGGGUGCAAAGGGCAGAAGUGUUCCCCGGUGGGCGGGGUUAAGGCUGGGAGGGCGGUGCUGAGACUAGGGGAGGGCUCCAGAGGGGCAGGCCGAAGCCUUGGCGGAUGGAGGGGCCUUCUCCUUAGAGUCAGAACAAGCGCCCAACCCGGGGCCCCGGGGUCGCAGACAUGGAGCUGGAGGACGGCAUGGUGUACCAGGAGGACCCGGGGAACUCCACUAUUAUGUCUGAACGAGUGUCUGGUCUGGCGGGUUCCAUAUACCGCGAGUUCGAGCGGCUGAUCGGCCGAUAUGAUGAGGAUGCGGUGAAGGAGCUGAUGCCCCUGGUCGUGGCGGUGCUGGAGAACCUGGACUCUGUAUUCAGCCAGAACCAGGAACACGAGGUGGAGCUGGAGCUGCUCAGGGAGGAUAACGAGCAACUCAUCACCCAGUACGAGCGAGAGAAGGCGCUCCGCAAGCACGCAGAGGAGAAAUUUAUAGAAUUUGAAGACUCUCAAGAGCAGGACAAGAAAGAUCUUCAGACCCGAGUGGAAAAUCUGGAGUCACUGACCCGGCAGCUCGAGCUCAAAGCGAAAAACUAUGCAGAUCAAAUCAGUCGGUUGGAGGAGAGAGAGGCAGAGCUAAAGAAGGAGUACAAUGCUCUCCAUCAGAGGCACUCGGAGAUGAUCCAUAAUUACAUGGAACACUUGGAACGAACCAAACAGCAUCAGCAGCUACUAGGUGGCGACCAAUUGGAAUCUACCUUGCACAGCAAAAUUCGGAAAGAUCGUCCAAUCUCACUCGGAAUCUUUCCACUGAACCCUGGCGACUCUUUGCUCUUACCUGAUAGUCAGGGUGCUGAGACAACAGGGAACGGGCCAUGGAAACACCCAGAUCCAAACCAACCUCGCUGCAAUACCAGUUUGAAGGAUGAAAUCUUAAAUAUCGGCCAAGCAGGUGCCAAAACUGGUGGUGCAGACACUGACAAUAUGGUGCACUCUUCCUCAAAGCCACACAAGGACGACAUAAGUAUGAAGUCCAAGUCGCAUAAAGAUGAUGUCUUAAAGGCAAACCUGGCCAACAACAAUGUCCAGAACAACAACAAGGGUGAUGGUGCUCCGGAAGCCACAGCGCCAACCACUGUUUCUGAAGGUACCAAUGACAACAAGGAAAAAUCAGAGGUUCAGUCAAUCAUUGAGUCGACCCCUGAGCUGGAUAUGGACAGAGACCCCAAAGGAUAUCAGUUAACUAGCACCCCAACAAAAGGCAUAGAAAAUAAAGCAUUUGACCGCAACACGGAAUCGUUAUUCGAGGAGCUGUCGUCUGCCGGGACUGACCUCAUCGCCGACGUUGAUGAAGGAGCAGACUUGCUAGGCAUGGGCCGUGAAGUGGAAAACCUUAUCUUAGAAAACACCCAGCUUCUAGAGACAAAAAAUGCCCUAAACGUUGUCAAAAAUGACUUGAUAGCCAGAGUGGAUGAGCUGGUGUGCGAGAGGGAUGUUCUGCAAGGGGAACUAGCAGCUGUGAAGCUGGCCAAACAGAAGGUGGAGGAGAAGAACAAGGAACUGGAAGAGGAGCUGAGGAAAGCCAGAGCGGAAGUGGAAGAAGCUCAACAGAAGGGAAAAGAUGAAGAAGAUAGUGACGUCCCUACGGCACAGAGGAAGAGGUUCACCCGCGUUGAGAUGGCCCGGGUGCUGAUGGAGAGAAACCAGUAUAAAGAGAGGCUGAUGGAGCUGCAGGAGGCCGUUCGAUGGACUGAAAUGAUUAGAGCCUCUCGAGAGAAUCCAGCCAUUCAAGAAAAGAAGAGAUCAAGCCUUUGGCAGUUUUUCAGCCGACUGUUCGGCCCUUCAGCCACAGUGUCUAAAAAGCCAGACACUCCUGUGAACCUCAAGUACAAUGCGCCAACCUCGCAUAUCACGCCAUCCGUCAAGAAGAAGAGCAGCGCUCUCUCCAAACUUCCCUCCGAUAAAUCCAAAGCCUUUGACUUCCUCAGUGAGGACCAGUCUAGUGGGAAUGAAACUGCUCUGGCAUCACGGCGAGAACAGAAGCGUGAGCAGUACAGGCAGGUGAAGGCACAUGUACAGAAGGAAGAUGGGCGGGUGCAGGCGUUCGGCUGGAGUCUUCCACAAAAAUAUAAGCCGGUGGCAAGUGAAGGACAGAAUGAAAGCAAAAUGAGGAAUCUUCCCGUCCCUGUUUAUCUGAGGCCUUUGGAUGAGAAAGAUACUUCCAUGAAGCUGUGGUGCGCUGUGGGAGUCAAUCUGUCUGGUGGAAAGACAAGAGAUGGAGGUUCAAUUAUUGGCGCCAGCGUUUUCUAUAGUGACGCUCCUGGAGUGGAACUAGACCACCAAAAACACCGAAGUGACUCUCAGAACAGCUUGGAUAAACUUGAGCAGGAACUUACGGUACAACAGAAGGAACUGCGGCAUCAGGAUGAGCUAUCAAGCCUUGUGUGGAUUUGCACCAGUACUCAUUCCUCCACUAAAGUCAUCAUUGUGGAUGCUAAUGACCCAGGGAACAUGCUGGAUAGUUUCAUUGUCUGUAACUCUCACGUCCUCUGCAUUGCAAGUGUUCCAGGGGCUAUGGAAACCGAUUACCCCACAGGAGAAUCAUCAAAGCCGGAAUCGGAAACAGGCCAGACAGAUAAAACGUCAUUGUCAGAAAGUCUGCUGAGCAGCGGGUCCUCGGGGGCGGAGAAUAUUGCAGUGGGAGUCAAAGUGGGAGGGGCAUCGCCGGAGGAUAUAGAGCCCUGUGCUGUUCAAACACCGAGUGUCCUACCAGCUGAAGAGGAAAUCAGUCAAGAUCCCGAUUCCGCAAGCCAGCAACUGGACGACAACGUGGCAACAGCCGAAGAAGCAACAGAGGACACUGAAGUCGGAACUGGCUCCAACGAUGACCUGGCUGACAUUUCCCAAACAGGAGUUUAUACAGAGCAUGUGUUUACUGAUCCCCUGGGUGCACAGAACACAACAGAGGACACAUCAGGCUACCAGCCUAGUAAUGAUUCUGACCUGUAUAAAGAUGGUGUCGCCACAUUACCAACCGAGCAAGACCUGAUGAGGGAGGAAGCCCAAAAAAUGAACAGCUUGUUGCCUACAAUGUGGCUCGGAGCCCAAAAUGGAUACUUAUACGUUCAUUCUUCUGUUGCUCAGUGGAAGAAAUGCCUUCUGAAUAUCAAGUUAAAAGAUUCCAUACUCAGCAUUGUACAUGUUAAAGGAAUAGUAUUGGUUGCUCUAGCUGACGGGACGCUGGCAAUCUUCCAUCGAGGAGUUGAUGGCCAGUGGGACCUCUCAAACUAUCACCUCCUUGAUUUUGGUCGACCUCACCAUUCCAUUCGCUGCAUGAGCGUGGUGCAUGAGAAGGUGUGGUGUGGGUACAGGAACAAGAUUUACAUUGUGCAGCCAAAAACCAUGAAAAUAGAGAAAUCAUUUGACGCCCAUCCAAGGAAAGAGAGCCAAGUUCGGCAGUUAGCAUGGGUUGGAGAUGGCGUAUGGGUUUCUAUCAGGUUGGAUUCAACUCUGCGGCUGUACCAUGCGCACACGUACCAACAUCUGCAAGACGUGGACAUAGAACCGUAUGUCAGUAAGAUGCUCGGUACAGGAAAGCUUGGCUUCUCCUUUGUACGGAUAACUGCACUAAUGGUGUCGUGCAAUCGCCUAUGGGUAGGCACUGGCAACGGUGUGAUCAUAUCCAUUCCAUUAACAGAAACUGUAAUACUGCACCAGGGACGGUUACUUGGGUUAAGGGCCAAUAAGGCAUUAACUGGCUCGGGAAACCGGCCAGGCAGUGUGAUACGCGUCUACGGAGAUGAGAACAGCGACAAAGUCACGCCCGGCACAUUCAUUCCGUAUUGUUCAAUGGCGCAUGCCCAGCUGUGUUUCCAUGGACAUCGCGAUGCCGUGAAAUUCUUUGUUGCUGUUCCAGGUCAGGUCCAUGGUUUCGACAGCAGUGGAACGUCUGAAAUGGCAGCAGAAAAGAUGGGAGGAUCACAACAAGAAUUGUCCAGCCCAGAUCAACCAAAGUCCAUGUUGGUGAUGAGCGGAGGGGAGGGGUAUAUUGACUUCAGGAUGGGGGAUGACGGGGAAAACUCUGAACUCCUAGACGAUUCGCUACAAUUCGAGCCUUCUGUGGCCAAAGUAGAAAGGAGUCACCUAAUAGUCUGGCAAGUCAUGUGCAGCAGUGAAUGACCAGCAAGACGGACAAACACUAUAUAUGUAUUUUUUUUGCAUGUUUUUUUUUUUUUUUUCUUUACCUCCUUUUAUCAGAUAUUUUAACAGUUGAUAUCUGUAUAAAAAAAACAAACCAUAAUGGUAUUAACAUUGAAAGUCUUGCUGUAACAGACAGCGGGGCUCAUUUAUCAACACUGGGCAAAUUUGCCCAUGGGCAGUUACCUAUAGCAACCAAUCAGUGAUUAGCUUUUUGAAGCCAGCUGCAAGUAGAACAAUGAUUGCAGCAAUUUGAUUGGCUGCCAUGGGUUACUGCCCAUGGGCAAAUUUGCCCAGUGUUGAUAAAUGACCCCUUUUUCCACUGAUUUUUCCCAGCAUCCCCUGUGGUUGCAGAGGGCAUAUCCGUAGUCUUUUUGCACAAUGUUUUUGUCGGUGAUCGGCCGGGUGCUGCAGAACUACCCCCCCUAUUGGGAUUUGGGGUGUUUUUAGUUCAGCAAAGCUGGGCGGGGACACAUUCAGAAUAUCAACAGACAUGGGUGUAUUUCUGAUUGACAACUCCCAGCGUAGCUGACAGGGGCAAUGGGAGUUUUUUUCAUUAGCAGGAUUGGAUGUACUUUUUUUUAAUUUUUACGGUUUCCUGACAGCGACACUUUCUGUUGUCAACAUAUCUGCACUUUGGGGUAAAUCACAAAUAAAGUCACAGACAGUAUCACUUUUGGCUUAUAAAGCAUAAACCUAAUUUAAUAGGCCAGUUAUAGCACAGGUUUUUUUUUCAGCCAAACUAGCAGGAAGGAUUUACAAAGCAGAACAUGGUCUGAAACAGCGGCCCUGGAGUUGGCCUUAGUUGCCGUUUUAGCCCAUUGGGUCUUAAUAGUUAAUUCAUUUUCUAUAUUUAUAGGUUUCAGGCUUUAUAUAAUAAGGCUAUCUGCUACAAACAAUGUCAAUCUGGCAGACCAUGUGUUCUCUCUUAAGACCCAAGAUUCUUCUGUGCACAAACUAAGGAUGGAACGCCUGCAUGCCUAAUAAACUAUAUCCUCAUACUGAGAACCAAUAUGGCAUCUCCCACCCACAUAUAAAUAAACACAGGACUGCUAUGUGCAUCCAAUAGGUUUUACCAUCAUAGACAGUAUAGGAUCCUUUCUAAGGGAGCAAACAUAGAUACACCAUUUUUUUAAAUAGGGUAUUUUAUUUUUUAACAUCUAACUGACUAAUGAUGAGGACACUACGGGCAACUCUUAAGUGCAGGGAGUUAUUGACAAGUGACUUUACCCUAUGAUACACUAUAAAUCAAGUUAUUUCUGAUUUCACUACUAUAUAUAGGAAUUGGCAGCUUUAAAGGAAAUGUAAACCCUAAAAUAGGGAUGUACCAAAUUCAGGAUUCAGCCUUUUUUCAGCAGGAUUCGGCCAAAUCCUUCUGCCCGGCCGAACCAAAUUGUAAUGUGCAUAUGCAAAUUAGGGGUGGGAAGGAAAUUGUGUUUUGUUUUUGUAACAAAACAAGGAAGUAAAAAAUGUUUUCCCCUUCCCACCCCUAAUUUACAUGUGCAAAUUAGAAUCUGGUUCGGACAAAUCUUCCGUGAAGGAUUUGGUGGUACGGCCGUCUCCAAAAUAGUGGAUUCGGUGCAUCCUUACCCUAAAAACAAACGAAUGUCAAAUUUCUUAUUUUUUAUCUCUAGUUUUCAAGAUAUUAGCCAUUUUUACACUUACUGUUUGAAAUAACAGCGGCACCUGCUGUUUAGCGAUGUGUGGGCCAUCCCGACCUAGCACUGCUGGCUUCCAGCCCCUAAAUUUAUAGACUCACCUGCCCCUCCCCUUUUGUGACAUCACUGUGGGGCAGGGGCCUAUAAAUAUAGGUGGAACGGCAGGCUGGUUGGGAGGGGGCGGGGUUAAGGUCAGGUGAGGGUAGGGAAUUUCUUGACCCGCACACCACUACUGCUGUUCAUUUAAGAUGGCAGAAAAUUAAGUUGGUGAAAAGAAGGAAGUUGCUCUGUUUAGAAUUGACCUGGGACAGAUUACUUCUCUCUGCUCGUCAUUCUCUGAGCUUUUAAAUUAAUUUAUAUUCCCUUUAUGCUGCACUGUUUAAAUGUAAGGCUGACUCUUAGAAUCAUAGACAAUAUUUUGACAGUAUUAUGCCCUUUUCAGUAGCUUCCAGUAAAAGCGGGAUGUAAACCCAAAACGUUUGCCUAAUGAAAGAAAAUGUAAUUUUAAGCAACUUUCCUCUAUGCAUUCAUGCUAUAAACGUUCCGUGCUUUUGAAGACAAGUGUUAACAUAACUGGUAAUGAAAACAGUAUCGGCCUGUCCUGUUCUCUGCACUGCUGGUUCUGACUAUUGAAAACAAUGUAGCAGAGUUAAAAUAGUCAUUUUGGGUUUAUAUCGCCUUAUUCACACUGUAAGGCCAAAAACUUUUUUCGUAGGGGAGGGGGGAGCCUUUUGCAGUUUGUAUAUAACACGUGACAGUUGAAGGAGGAGUGUAUGGAGCAUUCUGUGGUGUAAUUAAGCUAAUGAUUUGCUUAUCAAGUUUACCGGCACUUUAUGUAAACAAAUCUUUCUGGAUAGAUCACGUGAUUUACAUUUCACUUUUGUACCAUACAUGAAAACCACUCAAGUGCACUAAAUCAUAAAUCUGCCUCCAAAGGGGGCAGAAUUUGGGAGAGGUCAGACAUGGAGUAUAUUCCAGUCUAAGUUACCCUUUAAUAAGGGCACCUCCACAACUUAAUUUUUUUUUUUUUUUGGACUGCUUUUAUAUAUAUGUUGUGAUGCUUAUAAGGCAGCGCAGUAGCUACGACGUAUGUCUGGAUACGGUUAUUCUGUGUGCACACGAGUUGCUCUGGCGUAUGGAGUUCUGAUGAUCAGCAUAAAAGUGUAAAUAUAUCUGUAUACAAGUUGCCUUUAUUUUUUCCCCAGCCAUUGAGUGACUGCAGAAUAUAUGGGGAUUGUUUGUGUGCAUAGUAAUCUAUUUAUAGAAGUGGGAGCUGCCCUAUUGCUUGAAAUUGGGCCAGAAUGAUCAUAAAUACGUGUUUCUGACUUCAGUUCCAGGUUUUCCAUUGCAACUUCUAUGGUGUUUUCAUAAAGCUGCCAAUUUGAUCCCUACUGACCGAGUUGGCAGCUUAUUGGCUCAUGUAGGGGCCACCAGACAUCAUUCAGGUAGGAGGAUGAGGAGCACAUUGAUGAAUUGAUGUGUCUGACAUGUCUCCAUCGGUCCCUCUGUAUGAUCUGAUUAUUGCUCCUGGGCCCAUCAUAUUAAUAUCAACCUCACCAAAUAAGUCCGGGGUAUUUGCAAAAAAAAGUAGAAAAAAAGUUAGUGAGAGAAGUAACAUCUUGUGGUCUUGCUCUGAAAAUGAAGUUAGUGAGCAGAGAGGAGUCAUCGGAUUCUCUGGUCAGUCUAAAGCAGAGCAUCAUCAUGAGACUUUCCUUUUCUCUCUGACAUAAAAUUCUACCAACUGUAUCCACUCUAGCCAAUAUCUAGAAAAAAAAAAGUGAAAUGCAGAAGUGCUUAGAAGCAAUCCACUUCUUUGUGUAUCCUAGCAACCAGUAAGCUGUUGAAAUUCCAACCUGGAGGGCUGCUGAACAAAAAACUAAAUUCACAAAAAAUAAAAGGAAAACGGCUCAGAACAUCACUGUUUAUGUCAUAUACUAAAAGUUAAUUUUAUAGUGAACUUCCCCUUUAAGCAAAUAGUACGGCUGCUCUGCAGUGUUCUUGCACACAAUACCCUAUACCCCCAUUUAUUAUGUAUAAAUCAAAAAUAAUAAAUGCGACUUGUACAUAUGAUAUAUUUUCCCUUUUUUUUUUUUUUUUUUUUUUU
This is a messenger RNA of Xenopus laevis (African clawed frog), 7949 nucleotides long. It is a transcript of the gene spag9.L, whose product is annotated as sperm associated antigen 9 L homeolog. The record is from RefSeq and is a predicted model, not a curated record. The coding region runs from base 177 to 4169 and encodes 1330 amino acids. The transcript has 30 exons. Lineage: Eukaryota; Metazoa; Chordata; Amphibia; Anura; Pipidae.